Messenger RNA from Talaromyces rugulosus, 6159 nucleotides. RefSeq lists its product as uncharacterized. The record is from RefSeq and is a predicted model, not a curated record. Lineage: Eukaryota; Fungi; Ascomycota; Eurotiomycetes; Eurotiales; Trichocomaceae. The transcript has 8 exons. Gene Ontology annotation, biological process: transmembrane transport; DNA-templated transcription. Gene Ontology annotation, cellular component: membrane. Gene Ontology annotation, molecular function: oxidoreductase activity; ATP binding; DNA binding. Bases 1 to 6159 code for a protein of 2052 amino acids.
AUGCCGGACACCAUGCUUGCUGCGGUGCUGGAGCGCUUCAACGAGCCGUAUGUGCUCAAAGACAUUGCCCGGCCAGGUCCACCAGAGGGCCACGAUUUGCUCAUAAAAGUGCUCGCCGCAUCAUAUUGCCACACAGACGCCGUUUUUGCAUCAGGGACCAUGGCCCCGGACCUCCCACGCAUCGGUUGUCACGAAUUCGCCGGCGAAGUCGUUUCUCUAGGCCCUGAUGUUUCCUCACGUCUGGGUCUUGUGGAAGGCACCCGUGUCGGUGUUCCUGGGCGGGCAUAUCGUCCUUGUUCUAGCUGUCUCGAAUGCGCAAACCCGGACAAGGACGAUCCGGGAUACUCAGUUUACUGUCCUCACUCGGGGAACCUAGGACUCACCCGGGACGGCGGCUUUCAACAGUAUUGUCUCGUGGACAGUCGCCAGGUUGCGCCGAUUCCCCAAGGUAUGACCGCAGUAGAGACGGCACCGCUUAUGUGUGCAGGCCUUACUAUCUGGGCGGCUUUGCAUCACGAGAAGCUCCGUUCCGUUCGCAAAAUUGGUAUUCUCGGAGCUGGUGGCGGGCUCGGUCACUUGGGUGUUCAGUUUGCUGCGCAUCUUGGCAUGGAAGUGCUCGCUAUUGAUGCCAAUGAUCAGUCGCUGGCAUUGUUAGAACGUUUAGCGGAGAGAAUGGGCCCUGUUGGCCGCCAAGUGACAGUAGUAGAUGUGCGGAAACAAGAUGCAGCGGCCAUGCUGGAAUUAAUAGGAGAAACCAAUAGCGGAAACAAAGCUCGCUCAGAACUCGGACUCGAGGCCGUUAUUCUUCUUCCGGAAUCCCAGCGGGCAUUUGACACGGGGAUGGAAUUGUUGAGAAACCAUGGCACCAUGGUCGUUGUCAGUUUUCCGGAGAAAAAGCUGGAGAUAAGCGCGCGAGACUUGGUCUUUCGAGACAUUGCAGUCGUUGGCAGCUUGUUCGACUUCACUCUCUUGUUUGAAGAGUCAUUUUUUCAAAUUGCACCAUGUGCAUUUCUCCUCCUUUCACUCCCCCUGCGCGCAUCCCACCUCCGGCGCCAAAAUGUGAAGACCCUGUUGCGAACCGGAAUGAGGACGGUAAAACAAUCGGCCAUAUUGAUCCUCGCGGCCACCGAGUUGGCGCUCCUUAUCGUCUGGAGCAUCACACCGUUGUCCCGCACCAAAGCGUCUAUCCCCGCUGCCCUGCUUUCCUUCCUCACAUCUCUUGCCCUGUUCUACCUGUCGAAUAUUGAACACGUCCGCUCUGUACGCCCUAGUUCGAUUAUGAAUACUUAUUUUUUCUUCUCCAUUCUCUUUGCUAUCCCUCAAGCUCGAACGCUCUGGCUGCGCUUGGACUGGACUGCCGUACCCUCAACCUUCACCGCAGCACUAAUCGCGAAAACAAUUGUUUUCUGUCUGGAAGCCCGUAAUAAAAGAAGGUCACUCUUGUCUCCGUACCGGCUAUAUGCUCCUGAGGCGCUGGCCAGCCUCUAUGAUCGUACCGUACUAUGGUGGCUCAAUCCUCUCUUUUUAAAGGGAUACAGCAGCAUCAUCUCCGUCAAUGGCCUGUUUCGCAUUGAUAAUAGCCUAUCAUCGGAAGGAGUUGAACAAAAGUUUUACCCUCACUGGAUGAAUAGGUCGCCGUCGGCCAAAAGACCACUCUUUAGUGCUGUUGGCAAAUCCUUACAGUCCGCAAUUCUCACUGCGGCUGUUCCACGGCUGUUUCUGAGCAUGUUCAAGCUAUUACAGCCGCUUCUUAUUGGUCGAGUGACCUCUUGGCUGAGUCAAGAUUGUAGCGAUGUCAAUUAUGGCUAUGGUUUGAUUGGUGCCACUUCCUUGCUUUACAUUGGAAUGGCCUUGACUAAUGCUAUGGCCAAACGCCAAUUGGAUCGAUUCUCAACGAAGCUUCGCGGAACUUUCAUCUCCGUUAUCCAUUCAAAGAGCCUGGUUCUCCCAGCCGGCCAACUAAACAAUGGAGAGGUGCUCACUCUUAUCAGCAAUGAUGUCAACCGUGUCUGUGACAGUCUAGAACAAAUAUUCGAACUUCUCUCUACCCCGCUAGAAGUCAUCGUCGCCAUCUACUUGCUAGAGCGUGAGAUAGGAAUCAUUUGCAUUGUGCCUGUGGCCUUCUCUCUCGUUAUCAGCCUCGUCUCCUUCCUUAACUUGAAAAGGUCCGUUCCUCUGCAGAAAACAUGGCUUUCAUCUAUCCAACAACGAAUUACCUACACCGCCGCUGUCCUCAGCUGCCCCAAAAGCUUUAAAAUGCUGGGGUUGACCAGCAAACUCAGAGACCGUGUCCAAGAAUUACGUCUUAUAGAGCUUGAAAAGUAUGCCCAUUACCGGAAAUUCGUUACCUUCCGCAACGUGUUUGCCGCAAUUCCCAACAAUAUGGCCCCUAUUCUAACCAUGGUAAUGUUCACACUCAUCCACGGUGGCAGUGCUCUCUCACCUUCGAUUACUUUUACCUCGUUGUCACUCGUCUCGCUCCUCACAAUACCAAUUCAAGAGAUAAUUUUUGCUGUUCCGCGUUUCAUCACCGCGAUGUCGAGUAUUGACCGCAUAGAAGCGUUUCUAUUGCUGGAUGGCGGCAAGCUUACAUUGAGCACUGAUUUACCUCCCAUGCGCCAGUCUGAAGCGGAUGGAAUUGAGCUAGCUGCUGCCGUGGCUGCGCCCACGGAUCACACCAGUCUACGGUUAGAAGGGGUGACUGUUCGGUUGGGUAAUGAGAACAAGACGAUAUUGGACGAAAUCUCCCUCACCAUUCUUCCUGGGACUCUGAACUUCAUUGUUGGCCCUGUCGGGAGCGGUAAAUCAACUCUCCUCCAUACCAUUAUCGGUGACACUCCACUGGCACAGGGCCGCAGAAUCCUCACCACGGAAGCUAUCGGCUUUUGCUCUCAGGAGCCGUGGCUCCCGAACGAAACCGUCAAAAAGAUCAUCACAGGGCAAUCGGAGCUGGACCACCAGUGGUUUCUCGCGGUGGUGCAAGCCUGCGCCCUGACCAUUGACAUCUCCACUCUCUCAGCUGGAAAGGAGACUGUGGUUGGGAAUAAAGGUGUUUCAUUAAGUGGAGGUCAGAAACAACGAUUGGCGCUUGCACGAGCGUUGUACUCUCGAAAGAAGUUGCUAGUGCUAGAUGACAUACUUAGUGGCCUUGAUACUAAAUCUGCCAAACACGUCGUCGACCAUGUGCUUGGUCCGGAAGGUCUGUGUAAGAAACACGGCAUUACAGUUGUCAUGGCUACGCAUACAAUCCAGUAUCUGCACUACGCUGACCGUAUCAUUGCGUUGAAUGAAGGAGGGAAAGUGGAGGAACAAAGCUUGUUCGAAGCACUGAACUCACAGAAUGACUACACGCAUAGUCCUAAGUUGAGCGAAAAACAACAACAAAACGAGAAAGAGGAUGAAACGAACGUUCCAAUGGACCAAAGUGAACCUAUAAUCACACAGAACAUAGAAAAUGACGUCCAUCAAGAACUUGCGCGUCGAACGGGCGACUCAACAGUCUACAGAUAUUACGCAAUGUCCUUGGGUUGGAAAUUUACUUCUUUUAUCAUAUUUUCUGCCAUUGCCUUUGCAUUCUGCAACAAAUUUCCGCAGCUCUGGUUACAAUGGUGGUCCGAAGCGGAGAUUUCUGGUCACAAACGGUAUCCUCUGGGUGUCUGGAUCGGCGUCUAUGUUUUCAUAGGCGCACUUGCGAUUUCCUUCCUCUUUUCACAGAUCUGGGUCAUGCUGGUGUGGUCGGUUCCAAAAUCUUCAGCAAAGCUACAUCAACAGCUGCUGGACAGUGUGAUGAAUGCACCAUAUUCUUUCUUCGUCCGCACGGAUUCUGGUGAGACCCUCAACCGAUUUGCAAAUGAUAUGUCCCUGAUCGAACUCCAACUCGCGGAUGCCGUUAUGCACACCCAAAAUGAUGUUUGUCUCUGCAUUGCUAGUGCUAUUUUCAUUGCGGCUGGUGCUCGCCAACUUUCACAGUUGAUCUUGGAUUGGACAGACCUUGAAACAUCUUUAGGAGCUGUUGCACGCUGCAAGAACUUUGAAGCUAGCACUGCAUCUGAACAUCUGGAAUGUGAAACGACUGACCCUCCUAGCGAGUGGCCUUCUGCCGGCCAACUGACAAUUUCCAAUAUAACAGCAUCAUAUGCAGAAGGUCGCUCUCCAGUCUUGAAGAAUAUCUCACUAUCUAUUGCUGCCGGUGCCAAGGUGGGCAUCUGUGGCCGCAGCGGCAGUGGCAAGUCCUCACUGCUCCUCACACUCUUUCGUAUGCUUGAGCUCUCGUCUGGACAGAUAGAAGUUGACGGUGUCGAUCUUGCAAUUCUGCCACGUGCUACAAUUCGCACCCGAAUCACAGCCUUACCACAAGAUACUCUUUCAGUCCCCGGAAGCGUACGUGUUAAUUUGGAUCCGCUGGAAGUUUGUACCCCCGAGACCUUAUCUGAAGCGCUGAUCAAGGUCGGACUGUCCGAUAUCAUUGACGAAAGAGGCGGCAUUGACGGAAACAUGAGCGAUCUUGGACUGUCACAGGGUGAAAUGCAACUUUUUGCUGUUGCGCGCGCACUCCUGCGUCCAAGCAAGCUUUUGAUUGUUGAUGAGAUGACGAGCGCCGUUGAUGCUGCAACAGAAAAACGCAUGUUGGAUAUCAUUCGUGCCGAAUUUAAGGAAAGUACUGUUGUUGCUGUUGCACACCGUCUACGCACCAUAGCCGAUUUUGAUAUGAUUAUUGUGAUGGAUGCUGUCGUAUAUGUCACCACACGCUUUAAUUUCCGUCCUUUGCUACACUUGACUAUCGUCGACUGGCAGAGAGACCAAGUUUCAUGUGAGACACCGACAGCGCAAGCAAUUGUCAGUCUGACAGCAACGCUUCCGGAGCCUAUAACCAAAAAGGCCAACCUAUAUCGCCCAGUCUUUGAGUCCUUGUCAGUAAACCGGAGGAAAAUCAGUGGCAUUUCUGACUUUGAUAGGGAUGGCGUCCACAUAGAGGUCCAGAGGAUCAUCCGGUCAACUGGCGAGUUUGUGGACGACCUCACUGCGCUCUAUUUCCGGUACUUCCACAACCAUCUGCCCAUCAUUUCGCGGACGCGUUUUCAGAGCAGCCUCGUCGCGACGGGGGUGCCGCCUAGCGCGGAUUUGUCCGUCUUGCUGCUAACCAUCAGCUUAAUAGCUUAUGGAGGUAGCAGAUCGGGAGACAGAGAACCGGCUGCCGUCGGCCGGCAGUCUCUCUAUCUUGCCACGAAGGCCCUGCUCGCACAGGUGCAGGGAUCGUUGCAGCCUUCAAUCUCUUUGAUACAGGCUACUCUACUGUUAGCUAUAUAUGAAUAUGCAAACGGGCGGCCCGAGGUCGCAUUGGUUACGAUUGCGGGCUGUGCGCGAAUGGCCUAUGCCGCUCGUAUCCACGCCAGACGCCAUAAUGGGAAUCAACUCGAGGUUGAAGAAGCUGGAAACACGUGGUGGGGAAUUGUCAUGUAUGAAAGGGCCUUUGCUUGUGAUGUGGACCCGUUUGAGCAGCCGAUGGCUACCACUUUACCUUCUGGAGACGCCCGGCUCCCAGUUGAACGUGAUAUCCUCGAUAGAAUUGAUGUUCUUGGACCGGAGGAUAUACCCAGCAUUGAUUUCUCGAAUUUGACUUCAACCAGGAUUGGUGGGUUCGGCCGCGCAGCGCAAGCGGCUUGUAUCGUAGAUCAAGUGAUUCGAGGCUUGAGUGUUCCGGAUGUAAAUAGCAGGUUGAUAUUACUCGACAGCCUCGACGGUUCCAUUCAGUCCUUUCUGACGUUUUUCCUAUCGCAUAACCAAAAAGUGGCAGUGCAUUGCACGGCGGUAGCCAUGGCCGUCAGAGCAUUGUUCCUGAUACAUUUCCACAUAUUCAACCUACCACAGCAGAGCAUUUCUGCCAAUUUUAAAUCUCUAGAUGAAUGGCAAAAGGGCUCGCUCGCAGCGCUUGACACUGCUACGACGAUAGUCGUUGAUAUCGCCAACUGUCACUCUAGCUUCAUGGUUCCAUAUUGGGCCGAGCAAGCGUCUCCAAAUCACAUUUAUAUGGUCUGUGCUGCGCUCGAGCAUAUGCAUACCCGGCCCUAUAUUGAGGUUUCCACUUGGGCAGGAGGCGUCAAGGACAAACUCCAGGUGUAUCUAGAUCAAAUUCGGCACAAAUGGGUUGCUGACAGCUAG